AAGAUUGAUCAGGUUUCCUGGAUGGGUGGGGGAUUUGGUGUUCUUAAAAGAGAGAGUCGCAGGUGGACACGGCCAGGGACUUCGAGCUCGGCGACGGAUCAAACAGACAGUUUUCAUUAACCGUUGGAUUAGUUCAACCUCAAGACCAGCCAACGUCAACCAACAACAUACACAUACACCACCGCACUUACCGAAAUGAAGUACUUUGUUUUUGUUGUCGCCGUUUUCGGAUGUUUCGUUACCGUUCCAGCACUCUAUUCACAAUGCAAAGGAACUAAGGAAAUCGAGAACUUCGAGGAUACCGUUCAGGUUUCGGGUUGCAGGAAGAAUUACUGCAGGCUGCAGAAGAAAACCCAGACUCAACUGCAAAUGAAAUUCACACCAGACAAGGAUGUCAAGAGUAUCACGAACAGUGUAACAGCUGAUAUUGCUGGUAUUCCUUUCCCGUUCAUUGGAACUGAUGGUACAAACGCUUGUAACAACGUCUUCGAAGCUGAUGGUACUACGAAGGCCAGUUGUCCUUUGAAGGCCGGAACCGAAUACGUCUACAAGAACGUCAUCGAUGUGCUGGAAAUUUAUCCACAAUUGAAGGUCAUCGUUCAUUGGGGUCUGACAACACCGAGCGGUGAGACCAUCGCCUGUUUCGAAGUCCCAGCCAAGAUUACUACAUAAAACCGUUAACAGUUUAUUUGGAAAAGUGAUAUUAAUUUUUUAGUUUUGUAACAUGUAAAGAAAUCAUAAUGAAAUAUAUUGUUUAUUUUUGAA
This is a messenger RNA of Nicrophorus vespilloides, 765 nucleotides long. RefSeq names its product ecdysteroid-regulated 16 kDa protein-like. The record is from RefSeq and is a predicted model, not a curated record. Gene Ontology annotation, biological process: sterol transport. The transcript is spliced from 4 exons. Lineage: Eukaryota; Metazoa; Arthropoda; Insecta; Coleoptera; Silphidae. Bases 196 to 672 code for a protein of 158 amino acids. Gene Ontology annotation, molecular function: sterol binding.